Oldenlandia corymbosa var. corymbosa is the source of this 834-nucleotide messenger RNA. Lineage: Eukaryota; Viridiplantae; Streptophyta; Magnoliopsida; Gentianales; Rubiaceae. The record is from the annotation of a GenBank genome assembly.
GUUACCCAAAUCAUGAAAGCAUGAUGAGUUGCCAAGUCUUUUUAUUACACAAGUAUAAUUCUUUGUUCUCUGAAAGUCAUUGGGAUUCACAAAUGUUUAUCAAUUAUCAUGCAGAGAAAACCAACAAAGCUUAUUCAAUGUACUCAGUCUAAUGUUUUCUGCUGCAUUGUUCUUCGGGUUUUACAACUCCUCCUCGAUACUGCAAUACGUCGUCAUAGAACGAUCUGUCGUCUAUCGCGAAAAAUUCGCAAGAAUGUAUGCUCCUUGUUCUUAUGCACUUGCGCAGGUGUUGAUUGAGAUUCCUUACAUAUUCAUCCAAGUAAUUUCAUUUACAGCGAUUACGUAUCCAAUGGUUGGAUUUUACUGGACUGGAUACAAGGUUUUCUGGUACACUUACUCAAUGUUUUGUACAUUGUUGUAUCUCACUUACUUUGGAAUGUUGAUGGUCUCAGUGACCCCAAACUACCCCGUGGCUGCAAUUAUACUGACAGCGUUUUUCAAUGUGUUCUAUCUUUUUUCUGGAUUUUUGAUUCCUGAACCACAAAUCCCAACAUGGUGGAAAUGGUUAUACUAUUUGAAUCCUACAUCUUGGACUUUAAAAGGAAUGCUAGUCUCUCAAUAUGGAGAUAUUGUCCAAAACACUUUGGUGUUUGGUAAGAACAUCACAGUGACAGGGUUUUUGACAGAAUAUUUCACAUUUCAUCAUCACGAUUUACCAAUUAUAGCGAUAAUGCUAGUUUUAUACCCGAUUGUAUUUGCUUGGCUCUUUGUAUUUUUCAUUUCAAAGUUACACUUCCAAAAAAGAUAAUGUAAUUUUCUUUUUCUUUUUUUUCC